Messenger RNA from Papaver somniferum (opium poppy), 1506 nucleotides. RefSeq lists its product as uncharacterized. The transcript has 11 exons. NCBI's taxonomy places the organism in Eukaryota, Viridiplantae, Streptophyta, Magnoliopsida, Ranunculales, Papaveraceae. The record is from RefSeq and is a predicted model, not a curated record. The coding region runs from base 1 to 1506 and encodes 501 amino acids.
AUGGAUGUGGUAAGGAAGGAUGAAGAGACUGUGCUGCGGAAGAGCAAAAAGAAGAAGCACAAGAAAAACAAGGAGAAAGAGGCUUUGAGCUCUUGCGAAGUACCUAAAGAGAAGAACAAGCACAAGAAAAGCAAGGAAAUAGAGACUUUAAGUACCUUAGAAGUAAGUAUAGAGGAUAAAAAGAAGCACAAUAAUAGCAAGGAAAUAGAAGCUAUAAGUUCCUCAGAAGGGUCUGAGGAGAAAGAAGGUGGGUCUGAUUAUGGGAUAGAAGAAAGUGGUAAACGCAAAAAGAAGAAAGACAAGGAAAUAGUUACUGAGUGCAGUGAUGUAGAAUGUGCAACCGAUCAGGCGGCUUCUAAAGAGAAGGAUCGCAUUUAUGUGAGUGCUGAGGAUAAGGGGAAGGGUAAAAAAAAUAAAAGAAAGAAUGAAAAUGGAGGUGAUUCCGGAGAAACCUGCAUUGAGAAGUCUGGUGGUGAGGCUCAAUCUGGUUCUCGUUCUUCUAAGAAGAAAAUAACCAAAUUGGAUGCAAAUAUUGAAAAUAUGAACGCGAGCAGUUCCAAAAAAUCAUCUGAAAGAGUAAAAUUUGCCAGUCAUGUAGAAGUCUUCCAUUCUGAUGACACAGAUGAUGAGGAAAACCCAGGAAAUAAGUUAGUUCGAGGUAAGAGGUUCACGCGGGAAGAAGAUCAAAUACUCAAAGAUGCUGUUCACAAGUAUAUAGAGGCACAUAAAUUGGGUGAGAAAGGCUUGGAUAUGAUUCUGCAGUGCCGAAGACAUCCAAAUAUAAGAGGAUGUUGGAGGGAAAUAGGGGCUGCCUUACCGUAUAGGCCUCGCACAGCGAUAUAUGACAGAGGACAUACUUUGUUUGAGAGGGCAGAGUCACGUGAAUGGACUUCGGAUGAGAAAGCAUCUGUCUUAAAGUUUUAUGAAAAGCAUGGACCAGAUUGGAAAAGCAUGUCCCAGGUCCUUGCAAAGGACAAAAAUCAUGUGAAGGACGCAUGGCGUCGGACAUUUCGUGCGGGUCUUGGAAAGGGUAAGUGGACUCAGAUGGAGUAUCAGUCUUUGUUUCAUUUAGUAAACAAGGAUUUGCGAAUGCAUGUGUGUGAGGAAAAGAAAUCAAAGCAUGGCAUGAUACGUGACAAUAUCGGAUGGAAAGCGAUUAGUAACCGUUUAGCUACUCGAACACAAAUGGGUUGCUGUAACAAAUGGUAUAGACAAUUAUCAUCAUCUAUGGUUAAAGAAAAGAUAUGGGCUGACAUAGAUGAUUAUCGAUUGCUGGAUGAACUUCUUAGGCUAGAUGCGUGCUGUGUUGAAGAUGUUGACCGGGAUAAUCUUCUUGAGCAUAGGUCUGGAGAUAUUACUCUGAAACGUUGGAGACAGAUGGUAAAUCACAUUGGUAUUCAUAAAAUUCAAUCCUUUGGAGAAAAAGUAGAAGUGCUCGCUAAGCGCUAUUGUCCUGAGCUACUUGAAGUCAGAGAAGCUCUUGAGAGCAGACCCGUGGUUGAUUGA